AUGGUUGGCAAAGAGCAUAUUCAGUCCAUUGAGGACCAGUUGAAGAAUUUUCAUGCUCUUGAGCACCGUCUCAAAAGUCUUGAGGCGCAGCUUGAACGACAGCAACAGGGGUCUGAGUACAUCCCACAGCAAGAAUCUGGACAGACAAAUAUAGUUCCUCUGACAAAUCGUAACCUCAACGAUGUCUUCGACGGCCCUGAGCGUAUGGACGGCCACAGUACUGACCCUCAACUCACGUCUCCAAGUGACGCUCCUACCACUAGCCUCGCGGAAUCCAAAGAUCCGACGGACGGCAUGGGGCAUUUCUUAUUUGCCGAUGAGGAAAAUCGAGCAUCCUUUGGGCCAUCUUCUAGCAUUGCCUUUACGUCUGAUCUUUCACAGACACUGUGGAGCUUGUCACAAAACCGUGGAUCAUUCGUCCCUAGCCAAGGAAAUUUGACAUUUUCAGAGUUCCACAUUGCCAGGGUCUCACGGCACUCUUCCCCGGCCCCGGAGCUUGAGCGUGACAUGCCGUCGAUCUAUUACUUGCCUGCAGAUGGAGUGGUUACAGCGUUGAUCGACAAGUACUUCUCAGAUACCGGCCUGCUGUUUCCCUAUCUUCACGAAGAAAGCUUCAGGAAUACAUACGCACAGCUGAAGAGCAAUGCGGUGGCAAUCUCUCGCACAUGGCUUGGCCUUCUAAACAUGGUCUUAGCCAUAGCUACACACACUUCGACAUCUCCUUCGUCGGACGCGGAGGCACGUAGCGAGCAGGCUGGCCAAUUUUACCGUCGGGCGAAUAGUCUAUGCAAUGACCAUGUGAUGAACGGAGCGAGCUUAGAAAUAGUUCAAUACUUGCUUCUGGUGAGCCAAUAUCGACAGGGCACAAAGUCCUCGGCUCAAACUUGGGCAACACAUGGUUUGGCUGUCAAGGUUGCUCUGCAGCUUGGGCUUCAUUCCUCCGAGGCAUUGAAAAGAUUCCCGCCAUUAGAGCGUGAGAUCCGCAAGAGAACAUGGUUCGGAUGCAUUGUUCUUGAUAGAAGCCUCAGUAUGACACUUGGAAGGCCAGCAUCCAUACCAGAGUCUUACUCCCGUCUCGAGCUCCCAAAAUACUAUGAUGGCAUUGAGCCCUGGCCGCGACAGCCGUGGCAACUACAGCGGUGCCGACAUAGCACUGACUUUUUCUGUGCUACAAUACGAUUAUACGCAAUCAUUGGUGAUACUAUUGAUCUCUUAUAUGGCUCUAAUCUGGGCUGUGGAGACGAGCUUACUGACUAUGAGCUGGUGAUACGCACCCUCAAACUAAGACGUCGUAUUGAUGAAUGGUACAAACAGCUCCCACCACACAUGCCCAUCAUCAAAGCAGAAGAGCACCAAGGAUAUCUAGGCUCGGAUCAACUCCUCGAUCGCCUCCGAACCAUUCUCGCACUGCGAUAUCAUAAUAUCCGGAUCUUGAUCCAUCGCGCGGUGCUCGUCCGUUUACUGAAAAUUAUCAACAACUCUCAGACUGGUAGCACGCCGACCCUGGGAACAAGUGAAUUGAAAGAUGUCGUUGGAAGCACGGUGGAAUACUGCAUCGAUUCUAGUAGUGAAAUUAUCAACAUACUCCAUGCAGUUGAGCACGGAAAUGAGGAACGCCGUGGCAUGCUUGGUGCCUGGUGGUUUACCUUAUAUUAUGCUUUCGAUGCCGCCCUCGUACUAUUCACGAUCUUGUUGCUUUUACGAAGAACCACCUACGUUACUCUGCCAGCUCGUUGCACGCCGGAAUCACUAAAAGAGCUAUUCACAAAAUGUGUAGAGGCUUUGGGGCUCUUGGACAAAGGCAACACCACCGUGAAGCGGUGCUCGCAAUGUUUACAAAAGUUGGCGGAAGUGAUUAAAUGGACCGAAUCAAAUCAUCCUCAAGAGCCUGUCGUGGCUAACCUUGAACUGAGUGAGAAUUCACAAAUUGGCAAUUUAUCCGAGCCAUUCAGGGCUUUUUCGCCCCCUGGAAGCUUCGAUGGCUUCUUGCACCAGGAUCUAUCACUGUUUAACUUUGAUUUCAUGGCAAACGAUAGAAUGGGAUUCCCAGAUGAGUUUGGACAGAGUCGGCCGCUAUGA
Clonostachys solani is the source of this 2079-nucleotide messenger RNA. The record is from the annotation of a GenBank genome assembly. Lineage: Eukaryota; Fungi; Ascomycota; Sordariomycetes; Hypocreales; Bionectriaceae.